Molecule: messenger RNA, 716 nt
Organism: Juglans microcarpa x Juglans regia
Lineage: Eukaryota; Viridiplantae; Streptophyta; Magnoliopsida; Fagales; Juglandaceae
Product: EPIDERMAL PATTERNING FACTOR-like protein 6
Exons: 2
Coding region: 250-579 (109 amino acids)
Biological process (GO): guard cell differentiation; stomatal complex development
Source: RefSeq, a predicted model, not a curated record
AACAGUGACAGCUUCUGUCAUUCACACUGAAAACCUGAAGUCAGAACAUUGUUGCUCCAAAAAAAACUUCAAAAAACCAAAUUAUGCUCUAGGGAAGAACCUCAAGACUGAGAUGCAAUGUACCGUGAACAAAACAUUACCUAUCACCUCCACUUUUGCAGUAGCUAGCUUGCUUUGUAUUAACUCCCAAUUCCAAACUCCUCUCCGCAGGUUUCCAUUAUCUUUCCCUUUUGUUUGAAGAAAAGAUUGAUGGCUCCUGCAUCAAGAAAAGACCUAGAUGGGCUAAAGAUUGCAGUUACUGUGAUGCUCUUCUUUUUUCUCACAUUCUUUCCUUCCAAAUCAGCUGGGCGGGCAAUGUUUGCAAGAGACAGAGAGCGUCUGGAGCAAAUGAAAUUGGUUUUGGGUUCAAGGCCUCCUCGGUGUGCGAACAAGUGCCUGAGUUGCAGGCCCUGCAUAGCUGCUUUAGUUACAUCUCCACACCAUAGAACUGAGUACUUCAACGUAUCAUCUCAGCGAGAUGAGAGCUAUUAUCUUCUCUCUUGGAAGUGCAAAUGUAAAGAUAAGUUCUUCCAACCUUGAUUAAUGUUACAGGCUCAUCUUCAGAUACUCCUCAUGUGUACAGUACUGUAGCUAUGGUACAGACUCCCUCCUGCUAAUUACUUGCUCAUUAUUUACUCUCUCUCUGUCUCUCUCUCUCAGAGGGAUAUUAGUGCUAA